Oryza sativa Japonica Group (Japanese rice) is the source of this 3281-nucleotide messenger RNA. Lineage: Eukaryota; Viridiplantae; Streptophyta; Magnoliopsida; Poales; Poaceae. The record is from RefSeq and is a predicted model, not a curated record.
UUUGACCAAUUUAAUCCAAUCUUGUUAUAAGCUUCAAAUACGAGGAUUCAAUUUUUUUAGGUCAUACACAACACGUAUGCUUGGCUCAUACAACAUCACAACCAUUUAGUGGCUAGGUUUAACUUUAGUUUUUGAUAACUUUGGUUCAUUUUCAACAUAAGUUCAUUCUAACUCGGUACCAUUUUUAUAUGGAAAAAGUACGAAUUACCCCCCCUAACUAUAGCGGUCGGCCGAAUUACACCCCUGAACCACAAAACCAGAUAUUUUUUACCCUAAACUUUUAAUACCGGACGAAUUACCCCCCUCAACACUGUUUUGAGCGGUUUUGAAUUGAGCUUGCACACGUGGCGCCAACGUGGCAAUCAUAGUCAGCAAAAAAAUAAAAUAAAAAUACCUCCCUGGUCCCAUUUGUCAUACCUCUCUCUCCCCCAACGCGCUCUCUCACCCUGGUCACGCACUCUCUCUCUCUCCCACGCACAUGCUUGGGCAGGCGGCUGCGAGGGGCGGAGGCGGACCAGGCGGUCAGCGGCGGAGGUGGAACUCGCCCGGGUGGCGGGCGGCUGAGGCAGAGCUCGCCGGGGCUGCCCAUGGUGGAGGCAGAGGCUGAUCGGGCGGCCAGCGAUAGCACAGAGCGGCAGCGGACGCUGCUUGGUGGAUCCGGCCGGCGGUAGACGUGGACGGGAGAGGGAACCGAUUGGCGGCGGGAGGGUGGUGGAGGUGAGGUCGUAAGCCGCCGACCCGCUCGUGGCGUGGCCGGUGCCCGACCGCCCGCUGCUUGCCGACUCCUCCAUCGUCUCCCCCUACUCCACCUCACCAGACGACAUUGUGCGGGGGCUCUCCGCCGCGGAAAUGCCUAGCAUCGACGCCGGUGACGCGCUCUUCUGCGGCGGGGUUGAGCCGCCGACGCUGACGGCCGUCUCCGACCUCGCCGCCACCACCGACGACGCGACAGUCAGCGACGCCGCGGAGCUCGCCCUGCUGGACGCGCCAGUGCCCACCACGUUCCCGGCCGGCGCGUCCGACGCCGUGGCCGCCUUCGCGAGGUUCAUCGGCUCCCUCGGGAAGAAGAUCUUCCAAGUGGAGGAUUCGUUCGCCGAGGGGUACGACAAGCUGCGGCUGUCGGCGUAUGACGCGCUCGGCGCUUGGAGGAAGUCCAUCGACGGCGUGGUUGGUGGCCUCACGGCGUCGGUGGACGCCACCAAGAAGCAGGCCGCUAGUGGGAUGCUCGCCCGUGUCCCCCUGCUCAUUCUUAAUCCUGCUCGCCCGUGUCCCCAUGCUCUCGCGCCGCCCUCCCUGCGUCGAUGGAAGGUGAGGCCGCGUUGCUUGCUGCUCCUCCUCCCGUGAUGAAGCUAGAUCCGCCGUCGCAUGGCUCGCCGCCGUCCUCGGCCCCCCUCCGCGCCACCAGUUGGCUCCGCCCCGUGCGCCGCCGUCUUCAGCUUGUUGCCGUCAGUGGGUAAAGGAGGUGAGGCCGUGAGGGGAGGGAGAAGAGAGAGACAGGAUUGGGGAAAGAGAGAGAAGAGAGAGAGGGUGAGACAAUGACAGGUGGGCCCCACUGAAUUUGCUGACCGUGAUUGCCAUGUUGGCGCCACGUGUGCAAGCUCAAUUCAAAACCGCUCAAAAUAGUGUCGAGGGGGGUAAUUAGUCCGGUAUUAAAAAUUUAGGGUGAAAAAUGUCUGGUUUUGUGGUUUAGGGGUGUAAUUCGGCUGACAAAAAUAGUUUAGGGGGUAAUUCGUACUUUUUCCUUUUUAUAUCCAUAUUCCACGAAAAAUAUAUGGUGUAGAAUAUGGCAUUUUUACUGGUUUUGCAAGUUAGGGAAUAUAGUUUUAACCUGAUUAAAAAUUAAACGAUGAUAAAAUUGAAUGGACAAAAGUAUAAGACACGGAAAAAUCUACUAUUCUAAAUCUGGCAGACUAUCCUGCCAUUUGAUUGGUCGAUUUGUUCCCCUAUAUUUGAUUGACACAUGUCCCUAAACCCUUCUUGAUGCGCUCCUCGCUGCUUGCUUUCUCGCGCAUAGUGCUCCUGCACCUCAGCCCCUCAGACACCCUACUGGGCCGUGCAGACAUCCAGCCAUCAUGUGUGAAACCAUGUGUGGUUAUGGUUCUUUUGUGAUGGAAAAUUGACAAGUACCAGAAGUGCAAGAAGUGUGUGCGUGGACUAACAUUGGUCAGGUUGCGACAUCUGUGCCAAGAUAAUGGUUGUUUGGUUCAUGUGUGUGCAGGUGAUCAGAGUUGAUCUUGGUCAACGGCGGAUCGGGACUAGACUCAAGAAGGAGUUGAGGUCCAGAACGAUCAAGGAUGCCGGGUGACAAGAUUGGACAUAAGGUUGUACACGGUGGACGGACACCGUGUGAGGAGGUCUUCACAACGGGCUUCGUAAGGUCAAGUGCAAGUGCCAGAAUCCGUGAAGAAAAUUGGAAUAGAGAAAGAUGUGCAGCAUGUAUGUGUGUCAUGAUCAAUAUGCACAUGCAUGGCUCGGUGGUGCAGCCAAGGCAUGCAUGCAUAUGUGUGCAUGUGGGCUAGCAGCUUGGUUGGUAGGGAGGCCAAACCAAUCUGGCCCAGGCACGUGGCUGGCCCAAGAUUGCUCUCGGCUGGCAGGGAGGCUAAGCCGAGCAGGCCAUGAAGGCGCGGGCGCACGGCCCAAAGGCGGAGGUAGCAACGUGCGCGGCUGGAGCGCAGGAACCGUACGUACUAGGUCCCACGCGGUUUUCGCAAGGCGCGGGCGGGAACGUGGUUUUCACGAAGCGCACGCGGGAGCGGCUCAGGCUGGACACGCGACGGCUCUGGAUUCGCAUGGACGGAUGGAGAGCGGAUCAAGACGAGCGCGCGUGGCACGGCCGGCGACGUGGCGAGCUUUGAUUCAUCAAGAUGGAGAGCACGCGGAUUGAUCUGCAUGUGAGGCUUCGGAUCGAUGAGGUGGCAAACAUCUAGAGCUUUUCCUUGAGGAGAAGGAACAAUGGAUGGACCAGAUCUGUUCUGAGUUAGGGUUUCGCCUUAGGGGUAUUUGAGACAAUGUCUUAGGAGUUUUAGGCUAUAAAUAGAGAGAUGAUUGCAAGGGUGCAGGUUGUUCUUUUUGUAAUCCUUUUGAGAUGCUCGGUGAGAGAGUUUCGGUGUGAGUUUGGAGUGUGUUUGCCCGAGAGGCUUUUGUAUUAGGAUUAGUUUGGAGUGUGUUUGUCCGAGAGAUUUUAAGUUUGUGUUAAUGUUCCUCUGAAGGUGUAUGUUUGCUCCUAGUUGAGUGGUUAUUUUGCAUCACCUAUGAAUAAAAUGAUUUGAAGGGUUUCGUUU